AUGGUCCUCCUAACAUCCUCGACCGUCUCGGUCAUCAUCUCUAGCGGGGUUGUCUGCACGUUCACAUUCCUGUUGUUUCUCUCGGGAUAUGUGUUACAACAACAAUCUGUGCGCUCCAUACAAGAAGCCAUUCGACGACCACCCGAACGAAGACCUGUGCCAACCCUGCCUCCGCAGUUUCGACAUGAAGAAAACGAUAGCGUUCCGAGAGUGUUGGAAAACCCCGAAGAUGGCUUGCAAUCUGUCGUUAUCGUCGGGGCUGAUCAGAACUCGGACACGGUUCAAGUGCCAGUAAUCAACCAGGACCAGAAUGAGGCAACGUUGGAUUCCUCUCCGGACCUGUUCAAGUCAGCUUCAAGUGACGAAACCCCACUCCAGCGUCUUGCCUACAUGUUUGCCCUCCUCGAGCCACACCACUUGUGCUCGGCACUCCUUUUUGCAAAACAGCAACGGUCAUCUUCACGACUGUCCAAAGAACCAUCCAUCAUCCUUCUCUAUCCAUCCACCUGGGAGACCGAAUCCUCACCCCUCUAUACAUCAACUUUGAGCUUCAUGCGCGACGUUCAGGAACUGUACAGCCUUAUCUACCAUCCCGUAAGGAUAUACGACGCAUGGGACGUUCGAUCACAACUACUUGGAGAGUUGCAGUGGGGUCGAUGGGAAUACGAUCAAGCACUAUUCUUGCGCUCGCCCGGAAUGGUUCUCAAUAGCCAGGCGCUGGACGCUGCAUUGGCGUCUUCCGAUACAAGGAAGACAUGGACACCGUUGAAUCCAUCCUCGGGUGAUGACCCAGAGCUUCUGCUUAUCACUCCUGGUGGCCUUCAGAGUCCGAGGAGGGAGACAAAGAAGCUGGUUCAUUCUCUGUCUGCAAACAUUCCUGAUACCAGCGACAAUGCCGAGCACAUUGGAGGAUCGGAUCACGAACCUGCGUAUGUGCUGCUCGAUAGUCGAGCUGUGAAUGAUGAAGAAAAUGAUAUGCGGAACGACGAGAUAAGGCGCAAGUUCGCCAAAGGGACAAGCAAUGUCUGUGGAGGUAGUGGGCUCUUGGAAGACAGCUUGAAAUUGGCGUUGAACAGGUUUUUGUAG
Molecule: messenger RNA, 1086 nt
Organism: Fonsecaea nubica
Lineage: Eukaryota; Fungi; Ascomycota; Eurotiomycetes; Chaetothyriales; Herpotrichiellaceae
Exons: 1
Coding region: 1-1086 (361 amino acids)
Source: RefSeq, a predicted model, not a curated record